Cylindrotheca closterium is the source of this 783-nucleotide messenger RNA. Lineage: Eukaryota; Bacillariophyta; Bacillariophyceae; Bacillariales; Bacillariaceae. The record is from the annotation of a GenBank genome assembly.
AUGGAUGCUGAAGCAGACAUCAUGGAAGCAAGGUUCGACAGGGACAGGAACCCAAGAUACGAUAGCGAGGCGAAUCAAUAUGAAGAUGAGCUAGAGGACGAAAUGUUUGACAGAAUGUUCAAGAAGAUUAAGGCUAAACAAGAUGCUGAAGAUCUGAUGGAUGAAGACUACCAAGAACACGAAUGGAUAACUGCCAAUGAUGACAUGGACUACGAAGACGAAUACGAGUCUGAACUAGACGAUGAAGAAACCAAGCAUAUGUUAGACAAACUGGCAGCUGAGUUAGUGGAACUUGGAAAACCGGAAGAAGAAGAAGUUCUGUUCGAAUUUGAUGACAACACACAAGAAGAUGUGGCAGUUGAAUCAGAAGAGGAAGACGGUGUCGCUCGUGCAGGAGUGAGAUUCGCGGACACAGAUGAUAACAAGUUUGACACAGAAGGAAUUGUGAGAAGCUACAGUGACGACGGUUUCGAGGUUGGAGCAAAAAGGGUACUUCGCCCAAGACACAAUCGAUCCUACUUCUCACAAGGGGUAAAAAUGAGACCCACUGAGAGAUACAGAAGAGCGAAAUCAAGAUUUGGACAGGCAUACCUGCAAAAAAGGAAUCCGCCUGUGCCAAACGUUUUGAGAAACAGGCGUGCAAUGAGAAGAAAAGCACGAAUGAAAAGACUCCGAGUCUCGCUGUAUCAAGCGAUUAAGAAACAAAUUGACACGCGAAGAAAUGGAGCACAGUUGCAAGGAAACCUUAAGCACAAGCGUUCCAGCGAUCAAGAAACGAAUUGA